AGAGAAAAGCCUUCUUAAUCAUUCCUCGUAUUGGGGAGAGAGAGAGAGAGAGAGAGUAACCUGGUCCGGAGAGAGAAAGUGAAGCUUAGGAUUUCAGUUUCUAUUGUUAAUCCUAUUGAGCAAACAACAGCGGCCCAUCUGUGGAAAGAGUGUUCAGGAACAUGCUAGAUGGAGUGGCUCGUGGUCAUUGUCUCAAUGAUUGUACUAUGGGUUGCGUCUCUAUGCAAAAUUCUCCAAGCGUCAUGUUCACCGUCCAAGGCUAUGUUCCUAAAUAAUGGUGAUUCUGUUCAUAAGAGAAAUGUCUUGCUGGUUGUUUCCCAUCCUGAUGAUGAGUCUAUGUUCUUUACUCCAACAAUUAAUUAUCUUAUUUCAAGGGGGCAUAAUAUUCACAUAUUGUGCAUUUCAACUGGUAAUGCAGAUGGCAUGGGAAAUAUUAGAAAAGAAGAGCUUUAUCAGGCUUCUGCAAUUCUUAAGGUUCCACUCCAACAAGUGAAGAUACUGGAUCAUCCAGAUUUGCAGGAUGGUUUUGGCAAAGUGUGGGACUGUAAUUUACUUGCAAAGAUUAUUGAGAAGGAAAUUUCUACUCAUGUCAUUGAUGUGAUAAUUACUUUUGACAACUAUGGUGUCUCGGGUCAUUGUAAUCAUCAGGAUGUAAAUCGUGGAGUAAGCAAGCUACUACAUGAUACAUUGCAAAGGAAUAUUGAAGCCUGGGAACUUGUCAGUACUAAUAUAUUACGGAAGUAUAGUGGACCUGUUGACAUCUGGUUUUCCUUCGUGUAUGCCAUGUAUUAUUCAAGUGGACAGAUGCAUUGCUUGCUAAACAAACAUCCCCAAAAAAGUUAUGCUGCAAUGGCACAACACAUGAGCCAAUGGGUUUGGUUUCGUAAGCUUUUUGUAUCAUUUUCCAGUUACACUUAUGUGAACACGCUAAGGAAGAUCAACUAGGAGGCGUAUGUUGAGUUUUGGACAAAGCUGAAGCAAUUGCAACUUUAUGCUGUCUGCCCUGGCCGGUGUUUCUGGUUAAAAUCUGUUUUCCUCUAGGGAUACCAUGCCACUUCAAUUUGCUUGGGCCUUCAUCUACUUGCAUAUAUCCGGGAAAUUUAAAUCAACCUACGUGAACUGACACCGGGAUUGAUCAGCUUACUGGUAUAAAGAUCAGAUCAGAUAAACUUGCAAGCACCACCAGCGCCCUUGGUUACUUGGGUGCUGCUACCACACUCGGUCUCCGGUAGCUUUUGCAGAUGGUAGUAGAAUGUCUAUGGCAGCAAGUAAAUGAUUUUGAGUUUUGUGACAAAAUUUUGUCUGCGUUAGAGAAUUAAUGUAGACAGUUUCAAACGUUAGAUAGUUGCUUCCUUGACAUUUUUAUUGGAUCAAAGCAUUAAUGAUUUUUAGUCGCAAUCAAUAUAUAAUUGCAUGAACUUCCCCAGGGGGCUUAGUCU
Cornus florida is the source of this 1439-nucleotide messenger RNA. RefSeq lists its product as uncharacterized. Gene Ontology annotation, molecular function: N-acetylglucosaminylphosphatidylinositol deacetylase activity. The transcript is spliced from 12 exons. The coding region runs from base 169 to 945 and encodes 258 amino acids. Gene Ontology annotation, biological process: GPI anchor biosynthetic process. Lineage: Eukaryota; Viridiplantae; Streptophyta; Magnoliopsida; Cornales; Cornaceae. Gene Ontology annotation, cellular component: endoplasmic reticulum. The record is from RefSeq and is a predicted model, not a curated record.